This is a messenger RNA of Serendipita indica DSM 11827, 1296 nucleotides long. The record is from the annotation of a GenBank genome assembly. Lineage: Eukaryota; Fungi; Basidiomycota; Agaricomycetes; Sebacinales; Serendipitaceae.
AUGCCGCGACCUCCGCAGACUUUUGCUGGCAAAGUAUGGGUGACCGGCGUCACUCUCUUGAUUGCUUUCAUCGCGUAUACGUCGCAAAUAUUUAUAAUAUGGCCUUGGUACGGACGUGAGGUGACGGUAGAACUCCUCGUCUUGAUCGGGCCCUUCAAUUUAAUGGUUGCAUUCCUGUACUGGAACUACUUUCUUUGCGUCUAUACGGACCCGGGAACACCGCCAGCAGAUUGGGUCCCAGAAGCACAAUCCUCUGGAGGCUUUGAAGUCAAAAGCUUGACGGGGCAGCCACGCUGGUGCCGCCACUGCGAGAAGUAUAAACCACCCAGAACCCAUCAUUGCAAGACGUGCAAGCGGUGCGUUCUCAGGAUGGACCAUCAUUGCCCGUGGACAGACAACUGUAUCGGACACUACAACUAUGCUCAUUUUAUUCGGUUUCUUUGGGCGGUUGACAUUGCAUGCUCGUAUCAUUUAGCCAUGCUAACGCGCCGAGUUUAUUAUGCGUUGCUCUUCAAGUACUGGGAACCAGGAGGAGUAGAGUUGGCUUUCCUCGUGGCCAAUUAUGCUGCAUGUAUACCCGUUAUUGUCGCCGUCGGAUUAUUCAGUAUCUAUCAUUUCUAUUGCAUGCUCACUAAUACGACAACGGUGGAGGGCUGGGAGAAAGACAAGGUCACCACUUUGGUUCAAUUUCCCUAUAAUCUUGGCCCACGGCGCAACUUCCUCGCCGCGUUUGGGUCUAAUCCACUCUUUUGGUGCUGGCCACUCAAGUCUGUCGAGUCAGACGGGCUCAGUUUUCCUGUAGCGGACGGCUCUGAGCCGUCUGAACAAUACUCGUGGCCACCAAAGGAUCCCUUCCGGGACAUAGACGCCCCGCGGAAAGAGAUGCCAUCCUCCCCUUGGACAUACGGAAACGAAGGCUUCAAUCCCUCACUUCAACCUUCUAACAGACGGCAAGCAGCUGCUCCUCCGUAUCAUCCAUCAUAUGACAAAGAAGAAGAGGACGAUCGAUACUCUACAUCUUCGUCUCCUGAGCGAGAAUCGCAUUCCUCCAAUGAAUACAUUCCGUAUCCUCAGCAGGAUGGAACUCGUCGGAGAGACGGUUGGAUGGAUGCUAGCGAUGAAGAUGUGCCUAUCAAGUCUGGGAUGCGUGUCCGUCGUGGUUCCGAGGGGUGGGAGACGACUAUGCCGAAUCGCUGGGCUCAAGUCGAGGAACAGAUUCUCAACGAUGAAGAGUCUGUUUCAGAUACCCCAUUAGACGAAGAAUCUGCACGUGGUAGACCUGCACAUAGACGCUAG